Molecule: messenger RNA, 1963 nt
Organism: Lobosporangium transversale
Lineage: Eukaryota; Fungi; Mortierellomycota; Mortierellomycetes; Mortierellales; Mortierellaceae
Exons: 4
Coding region: 124-1884 (586 amino acids)
Source: RefSeq, a predicted model, not a curated record
AUGAACCAUAUCCCUCAGCAUCAGCGAGCAGUUACAGUUGGUCACUUUCACAUUCCUCGAUUACAUUCGUGACAACAGGCUUCGCUGUUUUCAAUCUAUAGAGCCAAUAUUUCAGCCGUCUGCAUGCCUAAAGAAGCGUCGAAGGAGAAGGGGGCUCAGGCAAGCGGCUCGAAGGGGUCACAACCUCGCUCUGUGAAGAAGAAUGAGAGGUGGUCGGAUGCAUUCAUGGGCAUUACUGGGUCAGAUUACUUCUCUUCACUCAAGGACCCUAGCUCUAUUAACCACAUAGAGUACUUCCGACACUGCAAACCCAACCACUAUCAAAAAGCCCAUUACCAUAAUUUAUGGGGGCACGAUAUCUUAUCUAUCAUCGAGCACAGCCCUAUACAGCGCCUUUCGGAGCAGCACAAACGGCUGAAGCGCGAGUGGAGCGAGACAGGAGCAACAGAGAACUUUUGGGAGCAGGUCCUUACUGAAGAGCUAAGUCGGCGCGAUGAAUUGAAUCACAAGAGACAACUAGUGGCUGUACGAGAGAAUGCUGUAGACCAGCUCGAGGACACAUAUCAAUUCUACAGCAAGCGAACUCGACUUUCAAAUGUCCGUAACCUUGGAAACGUAGGGGACGAGAACCAGGAGACGGCAGAGUCUGACAUCUCUGGAAGUGAAGAAGGUGAGGUGGGCUUUUCAUUUCAAAGUCUAGACCUUCCGCAUAAUAUCGGUGAGCUAGAGCUACCAUCAUCCGAUCCGUUCGAUUCGUCGCUUCACAGCGAUUGCUUUUCUGAUGGUACUUUGGAAGAUUCACCACCAGUCGGAAUCUGCCGCCUUGUGGGACCAGGAACUCGCACAUCGGAACUCAGUGGAGACUCCUUGUACUACAAGGAUGGCAUGUGUGUUUCCACGAUGCUCAUGAGCUAUAGGCGUCGCCAAGUUGAAGAUGAAUCGUUUCUGCAGGAUUUUCAGAUAAAGGAGAUUCUAUCCUUGAACUUUGUGUUUUUCGAUCCGCUCAUCCACAACCUCCAAGACGAGCAGCUGGCUCAAUGGAGGCGAGCCCUUGGCGAUAGCGACAAGGCAUUUAUAGUAGGCCUAGCAGAGGCAUGCUGCCAGCAAGGACGCGAAGAGGCACUACGAACCCUGUAUUCUCUGGGCGUCAAGCUUGAUCUCAUCACAUCACCUCUCUUCCUAGCCGCCCAGAGCCUAAUGUCGACAUCGGUGCUGUGGGCCGAUACUGUCCUUGUCCGAGACAAUGAAGACUCUUUCAUUGAACGCUUCCUCAAACCACUUAUGAACGCAUUCUUUGGACAGUUUACAGAGGCAAGAUUAUGUUGGACCCGCAACACUCUAAAGACAGGACAUAUCGGCGAGGGUGAACUCCUCUAUCCCGAUGUCAUGCUAUCGACAACAUCCACUCCUCAGCACACAGUCCUUGUCGGAGAGGUCAAGAAAAUGGAUGGAUCCGAUCAUGAAUAUGACCGAGAUCGUGUGAAGCUGUUCAUCGAAAUGAAGCGCUGUUUGGACGGCCUUCUUGACUGCGGAGUAGAUGGACCUGUGGUUGGCAUCCUCGCUCAGGGACACCGGGUGGAGGUCUGGAACAUGACGCUGCCAUAUGAAGCACUGUAUGUGCCGACCCUUUUGGGCUCGUUUGAUCUUAUCCUGUCCAGGUACUAUUUUGGUGCCUUCUUUGCUCUGGCCCCUCCUCUUCUUGCGGCAAAGGCAGUCAUUCAAGACACACUGACGCGGUUGAGACAAGGACAAAGAAGGAGCUCUUUGAAAUCAGGAUGGAGGCGUGGCACAUAUCACUAUGAGCCUCUCAUUCUUAAACAAGACGUGUCCAUCGUUCAAGAGGUUCGUGAGUUGAAGAAGGAGAAUAAGAACAGUUGUAAGUGAAGCCUUCGCUUGGAUAAAGGGCAUAAAGAUGUACAGUACUAUUACACGUGGAAAGUUGUAAAAUAAUAUAUAAGCCCUG